UCAUUUCAAAACUUAACUCACACUCCCAAGUGAAGGCGGCGAGUCUCUGAGCUCUUCUCCUCCGGUGAAGUCCUACCUCAUGUCUGACGGAGCUCGAUAAGAAGAAAAAAGGUUCCAGGAGGCGAAACAAACCGAAGACAAACAGCGACUUCUCUGCUGAGAAGCGAAGCAGGAGGGUUUUCAGAUCAGCAGCGGGACCAGAGAGAAGAAGUCCCCUGUUUCUGCGGGCAAAACGCGGCUCAACUUUUUUUUUUCUUUCAGCUUUUCGUACUUAACCUGCCGCUACAGAAAAAUGAAUCGGAGCUUUAAUAAGUCGCAGCCUCUUCGAAACGUGGACUGUAACGCGGUGGAGGUGAAAAGCAAGUAUGGGGCAGAGUUCCGCCGGUUCUCGGUGGAUCGGGUCAAGCCCGGUAAGUUUGAGGAGUUCUACAAACUCAUCCUGCACAUUCACCGCAUCGCUAACAUGGAGGUGAUGAUCGGUUACGCUGACGUCCACGGUGACCUGCUGCCGAUUAACAACGACGACAACUUCUGCAAGGCGGUGUCAACGGCUCACCCGCUGCUCAGGAUCUUCAUACAGAGACAAGAAGAGGUCGACUAUGCUAACUUUGGCACCAACACGAUAACCCGUAAGAAGAAGGCAGUGGUUGCGCUGCGCAACAACGAUGUCAACCGCAAGCGUCCUCACAUCCGCAUCGGCAUGCCGCAGGACUUCCGGCCGGUCUCCUCCAUCAUCGACGUGGACAUCCUACCUGAAUCUCACCGCCGUGUCCGACUGUAUCGCCACGGCUCCGACAAACCCCUGGGCUUCUACAUCCGAGAUGGCACCAGCGUGCGGGUGACGCCUCACGGUUUGGAGAAAGUCCCGGGCAUCUUCAUAUCUCGGCUGGUUCCUGGAGGCUUGGCGGAAAGCACCGGGCUGCUGGCUGUUAAUGAUGAGGUGCUGGAGGUCAACGGCAUUGAGGUGACGGGAAAGUCCUUAGAUCAGGUGACGGAUAUGAUGAUCGCCAACAGUCACAACCUGAUCGUGACCGUGAAGCCGGUGAACCAGCGCAACAACGUGGUCCGCGGCAGCAGGAUCUCCGGCAGCUCGGGCCAGUCAUCUGACAGCAGCGGCUCCACCGGUUACCCGAGUUUGUCGGUGGCUUCGGCAGGACUGGUGUCCUCUGGGGCUCACGGUUACCAAGACGACCUGGAGAGCGAUGAGGAUGCGGAUAUCGUCAUUGAGAGCAGCCUCAAGCGGCCGUCGCAGAGGUCCAACGCUUCCCUGGCGUCCAAUGUGUCCCGCACGCACCAGCAGCCUUCGACGACAGCUUCAGGCCCCGCGGCGCCUCCCAGCCCUCCCUCACGUCCAUCAUCGGUGGUGUCCACUGCCUCCUUCCACUCCCAGCCGAGUCUCAACGGAGGGUCCCACCACCACCACCACCACCACCAACACAGCAGCCUCAGCUACCAGCUCCACAGAGACCUGAACCUUCAGCACAGCCAACAGUCGCAGCACAGUCACCACCACGUACAGCCGCCGCAUCACAGCAGCAACCCGGCGCUCCGCCACAGCAACGGCAGCCUGCACAAAAUCCUCAGCUCGCUGAAAACGGACCCACGGCACAGUCUUGCACUUCCCAGAGGAGGGGUGGAGGAGGACGGCACCGUCAUCACCCUAUAAUACUCAAAAACGCAGAGACACAAACAUCCCAACUGCUCAGAGACUAAACUGGAACACCAGGCCAGAGAAAUACGAGCAUGCUUUGUCAGAUACUAAAUGUGUAACUUCUGUUUGUUUUUAUAACAUAAUGGAUAAUAGGAAGUUGCAAACAAGGCAAAAUGUAUAUAAUUCUUGUAUUUUUAAAAGUCCUCUUUGUCUUACAUGAAAAGAUUUGUAUGUUUGUAACAAGCAUCAGAACAAAGAACUGUUUUUAGGCAAGUCCACUGUAUUCUAGAGUUCUGAAUGUACCUACAGUCUGAUAUCGUUUCUUAGUGACCACUUUUUAUUAAAAUCCUUUUCAUUCUUAUUACUGGGACCAACUUGGGGGUUGCUUGUGGAUGUUUUUAAAGAGUAAAUCUAUAUUUCUUAUAUUCUGAUAAAAGCUGUUUAGAGUAUGUGUUUUUUUUAAGGUCUUUUAUGAAUUGAUGAUUGUGAUCAAAUCCUUGUAUCUGUUUCAAUAAAUUAUUCUCUCACAACUA
Amphiprion ocellaris (clown anemonefish) is the source of this 2184-nucleotide messenger RNA. RefSeq names its product par-6 family cell polarity regulator gamma b (gene pard6gb). Gene Ontology annotation, molecular function: protein kinase C binding. The record is from RefSeq and is a predicted model, not a curated record. The transcript is spliced from 3 exons. Gene Ontology annotation, cellular component: cell cortex; apical plasma membrane; nucleus. Bases 293 to 1666 code for a protein of 457 amino acids. NCBI's taxonomy places the organism in Eukaryota, Metazoa, Chordata, Actinopteri, Pomacentridae. Gene Ontology annotation, biological process: regulation of cellular localization; centrosome cycle; establishment or maintenance of cell polarity.